GGUUCAGUUAAAACUAACCAGAAUGUAUUUUCAUUUACAAGCUUAUUUCAAUAUAAACGCAUCGACUUAUUUGAUAACUUAAAAUGACGUGCUGGCAUUUGAACAUGAAUAUGAAUCCAUCGUAUAGGAAAAUGGAAAGUUGUUUACCACCCAAGCCAUCGCAACUGCCCGAAGUCGACGAAACUCCCGUAAAACCUUCAUUGAAGUUGGAUGCCGCCUUUCUGGGAGAUAUUCCAGGACAGUACACUAUUUGUGCUGUCGAACCCCAUCAACUGCCGGUUGUUGGGGUUUACAUUGACCCAAGAGUGGUCCCCGGUUUUAAAUACCGCAUCAGACCUCUUCCAGAGGUUGGCCGUCCUUCUACCAUUAAUAAAUGCCUGUUUGAUAACAAGGCUUUGACUUUGCAGUCAAUUGGUAGAGGAUAUGCUAGACGCUUUACUUUUGAAGCUGAUCAGAAUCGAUUGAACAAUAAUGAAAACUAUUUCUGGAGUGACAACAGACCCGAGGGUUACGCUUUUGAGCUGGAGUUGCUGUCUGAAGGAGAUAAAUUCACGUUCUUCAACCCCAACGGCGAAGCUGAAGGAAUCGUAGAAGUACUUACUAUCGAGGUGAGCCCCUUAUCCUUUAUAAUACUUAUUACGAUUAUUUUUUUCGAUAUCCUGUUAUGCAUAAAUCCGGAAAGAUUUUUAUCAGAACCAUGGACUAGAAGGAGAAGAGCGGUUCCGUGAUAAACGACCUCCCAUUGCACGCCAAACGGUGCUUCGUAAGUCUUUAUAAAAAAACAUUUUUUAUAGUUAGUUUUACCUUUACUUAUUAUACUCACUCUUUCAGGCCCCUCAAAUUGAAAUUUUUAGCUCUUUAUCAAAAGGUGUAAUUGAAAAGAAAGCCACGGUCACAUUUACAGGUAAAGUUGAAUAUUAUGAGACUGGUGUGGCUAAGCCUAUGAAUCUUACUGGCACUGUGUUGUCACGUAAAAUAAAAGGCAAAUCUUCCGCCGAGAUCGUUAAAAUCACCAAAGUUAGUAUCAAUAGGCACAGGUGUUACCUGUUACCUGGCAUGCAGAAGAUUCAUAGAAGAUUUACUGUUAGAGGACAAGAUAUUAACGAUGUUCCUACAAAAUAUACUAUGACUGGAUUGGAAUCUUUUGAAAUUCCCGUUGUAGGUACUUACGUUGAUCCAAGAAUCAUCCCUGGCUUCUGCUACAAAGUCAGACCAAACGACAGGAAAGAUCAUCUGUUUGGAGGAAGAGCCUUAAAACUGCUUAGUAUUGGUAUGGGAUAUGCCAAGAGACUCACUUUCCAACCAGAUUCUCUAGUCGAGCCAGAUAACUAUCUAUGGUCUGAUAACCAUCCCGACGGUCUAGGUUUAGAACCAAGAGCAGUACACAAGGGUAUGGAAUUUAUUGUCAAAGCUGGUGAUAUUGUACUAGGCGAAGCUCAAGUGUUUAGAGAUGAUCUUCCUCAAUUUGAGCAACAUAUGGAAAGGGUAAUUAUUUUGCAGUAUAAUAUUUUUUAGAAAAUUCGGUCAAUAUAAUAAAGAAACGCAAGCUGGAAUACUUCUGAAAAAUAUGAUCUUUUACAUCUGAUCAUUCAGGGAAAGAUCCAAGGUAAUCGUGGUCCUGGUAGAAGAAGAACAUCAUGGCUGAAAAAUCUAAGGCAAUGGUAUGGAAAAUCAACUACAUCGUUAUUUAGAGCUGCUGUCAAUAAAGUCACGAUAGCGAAUAUGGUAGCCAACAUGAUAUCCAACGAUCGAUAACGGUCAUGGAACUAGAAGAAGAAGAAAAUUCGAUUUAAUGUUGUUUUACUGUAAACAGUUUGAUAUUUCAUUGUCAUCACUUAAAGAAAGAUCGUUCGAUAACUACGUGGCCUAAAAUAGAUGGUGCAAAUUCGGAAAAAUAUUUACCACUUAUAUAAAAUCAACUGUUGAUUGUCAAUUAUUCAAAAUAGAGUUCAAAAGAUGAACUAUAGUGGCUGUUAAGCAGUAGUAUUUGAGUCAGCAAGGGAUCAAAUAGCAGUGAUCACAUAUUUGUAACUAAAGAAUUGGACAUAUUGGACAAUAAAUACUUGGCGCCAUUGGGUGUCGCAGUUUUAGCGACACCUUCGCGUACCAUCAGGCCUUUACAGUUCUUUCACGAUUUCCCUCCAUCCUGCCCUGUCCUGGGCUAGUUGUUUGGCUUCGUGUAACCCUUGGUUAAUCAAUAUUUUUUUAUCUACCCAACGACUUGGAGAUCUUCCCCUAGGUCUCUUUCCUUCAACUCUACCCUCGACUAUCAGUUUUUCACUGCAUCUGUUCUUCUAGCAAUGUGUCCAAAAUACUGCAAAUGUCUCUAUUGUAUUUGUUUAAGCAAUCUAUCAUUUACAAGUUAUUCUAAUAUCGAUACGUUAGUGCCAUGAUCAAUCCAGGAUAUUCUUAACAUGCGGUGGUAUACCCACAUUUCAAAAGCGUCUAUACUUCAUCUAAUUUAGAUAACGACUUACGUCAUUAUCUACGUCAGAGAUCGAAGUUGACAUAGUUGCCAAAGUAUAAAAAAAUCCUGACUCCAUUUUAAAUCAAAUAGAUUACAUAAUUAUUGCAAAAGUAUUACCAUCUCUUUACAACGACUAUUUAAAUUCUUACGUGACAUUUUUGAAAUAAAACACUAAUUUUGUUCUAAAAAGAACAGAUUUUAUUAAAUAGUUAAAAAUAUAAAACAAGAGAUAUUCACUUUAAAAUUCAAAAUAAUGAAGUACAAAAAGUGUCAACACCGCAACUGUCAAAUAAGUGUUACCAAUUUAUGCCAAAAUUUUAGCUUUGUUCGAUUACAGUUACAGUGUGUUCCGAACAAAUAUGUUCUUAAUAAAAACGCUUUAUAAUGCAUUUAUACAAAUUAAAUGAAACAUAUUAUUGUGUAUUUCUUUAAGUUAACAUUAAUAGAAAUUUUUAAAUAUUAUUUCUACGCGUAUAUAAUAAAAUAUGUCUAUUCUUUGUUUCAAGUUAAGAAAAUAACAUUACGCUUAUGGAGAUCAGUGUUGCCAAAACUCUCAGACACUCUCUUUUGCACGGAUGUCCAAGAUAUUCCCUUUGCUUAAUUUUUGAAUUUUCAUUUUCAAUUAACAUUUAACUGUAAAGUCAGAAUAACUACAAAAUAAAAGCCUUAUUAUCAUUAUGUAGUCAGAGAACGACAUAAAAUCGCUGACAUACGCAAAUCGUAUUAUUUUAAGUUGCAAUUAGUAAUUAGAUAUACGCAUUCCAAGUCCGUUUAUUUGCUUUUAAAACUUUAAUAGACGGCAAAAUGCAUGAUUUAACUAAGCAAUAUUUUCUACUGAUUUCUAUGAUUCAUGGCUCACCGAAAAACAAAUAAACUGUCGUUACUAUAAUUAAAAUAAGAUAAAAUAAAAUAAUCUUUUGUAAAUACUAUUUAUCUAAUUAAAAUCAUUUUCUCUACUUUUCAUCUCUUGUUUCGAAUGGGCACUUUUGGUCAAUUACGUUAAAAAACAUUAAUUUAAUUCAUGUCUGUGGAAACGAAAAUACAAAUUAUACAACCCUAAAUUGUGCUUGUGUGUGUCGUGGCAACGCCGCGUUUCUAUCGUCCAUAAGAAAUACAUGGCCCUAUCUCCGCAAUGUUAUUUUCUUAACGUGGAAUGUAGUAUAGUGGCUGUAAUGCCAGUGUACUCGGUAAAGUGAUUCUAAAAAAGAACACACCUACACCCUAAAUAUUUUGUGUUGGUAUCAUGUAACGUCACAGGCUAUGGCGCCGAUGACGUGCAUCGUUAUAUAAAUUAGAUGAAUUGUAGUUUAUUUUUAUUCGCUUUCUUUGAGGUCCACAUUUCGGAUGCAUAUGCAUAUACCUAAAUUUCGAUUCUACUUCCAGCAAAGUUCUAGGGCUAAAAUGGGACCUUGCGGAAACCAAAUAACAAUUUCUGUCCCCGAAAAUAAUUUCUGCCCACCAGUAGCAAAAAGAAAAAUCAUGUCUGCAUUAGCACAAUGUUUCGAUCCUCUGGGACUCAUCAAUCCGUUCAUUGUUAAAGGCAAAAUGCUUAUGCAGAAACUCAUAUCUGC
This is a messenger RNA of Diabrotica balteata, 4038 nucleotides long. Lineage: Eukaryota; Metazoa; Arthropoda; Insecta; Coleoptera; Chrysomelidae. The record is from the annotation of a GenBank genome assembly.